Messenger RNA from Adineta ricciae, 1299 nucleotides. The record is from the annotation of a GenBank genome assembly. Lineage: Eukaryota; Metazoa; Rotifera; Eurotatoria; Adinetida; Adinetidae.
AUGCCGGAAUUAACAACAGACGAGAAACCGAAAUCGGCCGAACAAAUCGAUUUAGAAGAAGCCGAAAAUGCUUUAACAGGAAAAGAUUAUAAAACAGCAAAAGAACUAUUAGAAAAACUGGUGAAAUUGGAAGUAAAACCUGACGAUGAAGAAUCCGUACGUAUCAAAGAGUCAGCUAUACUUGCACUCGGAAGAGUUUUCAAGGAAACCAAAGACGCUAAAUCGCUGGCAACAUUGAUCAAAACAACUCGUCCAUUUCUCGGUCUUGUUAGCAAAGCUAAGGCAGCUAAACUCGUUCGAACUUUAGUCGAUCUCUUCCUCGAUAUGGAAGCUGGUACUGGUGAAGAAGUUUCCUUGUGUCAAGAAAACAUUGAAUGGGCUAAAAAUGAAAAUCGAACAUUUUUGCGUCAAGAUCUUGAAGCACGUUUGAUUGCUUUGUACUACGAUACAAAGAAAUACAACGAAGCUCUGACGCUCGGGUCUCAACUAUUAAAGGAAUUGAAGAAGCUCGAUGACAAACAGUUACUCGUCGAAGUUCAACUAUUGGAAAGCAAAACUUAUUUUGCUCUGAGUAACAUUCAAAAAGCACGAGCUGCAUUAACAUCAGCAAGAACAACAGCGAAUGGAAUUUAUACACCGCCUAAACUUCAAGCUAGUCUUGAUUUACAAUCAGGCAUUCUUCAUGCAGCUGAAGAUAAAGAUUUCAAAACGGCAUUUUCGUACUUCUACGAAGCAUUCGAAGGUUAUGAUCAAAUCAAUAGUAAUAAAGGUGUUACUGCGUUGAAAUACAUGUUACUAUCAAAAGUGAUGAUGAAUUUACCGGACGAUGUCAAUGCAUUGAUGUCAGUUAAACUAGCAUUGAAAUAUAGUGGUCGAGACGUCGAAGCUAUGAAAGCUGUUGCACAAGCAAGCAAAAAACGAUCAUUGGCUGAUUUUCAACAGGCAUUGAAAGAUUAUCAAAGUGAACUAUCGGAAGAUCCUGUCAUUCAUUCACAUUUGGGCACGCUGUAUGACAAUUUACUUGAACAAAAUCUAAGUCGUCUUCUUGAGCCAUUCUCGAAUGUUCAAAUCGCUCAUAUUGCACGUUUAAUUAAUUUACCUCAAGAUGUCGUCGAAAAUAAACUUUCCCAAAUGAUUCUAGACAGAAAACUCAGCGGUAUUCUUGAUCAAGGUUCAGCUAACAUCGUGAUCUUCGACGAACCGCAAACGGAUACCCAAUAUCAAGAUGCAUUGGUCAUUAUUCAAAAUAUGUCCAAAGUCGUUGAUACACUUUUUAGUAAAACCAAGAAACUUUCUUAG